ACGUUUGCAAGCCCUGAUCACAAUAAACCUGUGUUGUGGGAUCAGAAAAAUCCGAAUUAUUAUAAUAAGUAUACAAAGAAUGAUGCCUGGGAAGAAUUAGCAACCGAAAUGGGAAUCAGUUUAGAUGAUUGUAAGCUAAUAGUUAAUAGUUUGCAAUCAUCAUUGCGUAGAGAGAAAUCGAAAAUAAAACGAAGUCACGGAACUGGAACAGGCAGAGAUGAAGUUUAUGAGGGUACGUGGUUCGCAUUUAAAUCUUUAUCAUUCCUUAUGGACAAAAAUAUACCUCGUUCUGCUUUGAGUACUGUAAAUCAUUAUGUAAAUACUUAA
Molecule: messenger RNA, 327 nt
Organism: Myzus persicae (green peach aphid)
Lineage: Eukaryota; Metazoa; Arthropoda; Insecta; Hemiptera; Aphididae
Exons: 3
Source: RefSeq, a predicted model, not a curated record